Molecule: messenger RNA, 2055 nt
Organism: Schizophyllum commune H4-8
Lineage: Eukaryota; Fungi; Basidiomycota; Agaricomycetes; Agaricales; Schizophyllaceae
Exons: 8
Coding region: 277-1626 (449 amino acids)
Source: RefSeq, a predicted model, not a curated record
CUCCAGACGUGACGCGCAACAAAGCAAACGAGGAUGGCCCUAGCGUACAAAGAGGUGACUCGUCGAAAGACGCUCUUCCUUCUCCCUUUGAUAGGCCGUAUCUUGCAGUGGACUGUUCGGUGCUCCGACCAACAUGGCAUAAUUUGACUUUUAAAGACGGUUUUCCGAGCUCUGCCACCCCCGCUCGCUGAUCAUCUGCCAUAUCCCCUCCGAGCCCCUGCUUCUCUCUCAUACAGCAACUUCUUCUCGGAUCCGCGCCACUGAGCCUCACCCUCGAUGCUCAAGCCCUCGUUGCAAAAGAGGUUGAGGGCGCGCUCUCCCAUGGUCAGCGACGCGUUCAUGAACGGCGAAGACGAAGACGAUGAUGGCUCGGACAUAUUCGAGUAUCUAUUCAACAACCCCACCCACCGUAGGCAACUGAGGCGCGACGGUGGUAUGAUAUCUCGCAGGAGAGGCGGAGUGGAGGAGAACAAUGGGGGCGACAGGGAUGCGGGGAGCGUCUGUGGUGGCGAGGCCUUUUAUCUAGAGGGCGGAAAACUGGGACGGUGCGGUAUCGGCGGCGAUGAUGAGAGUGCACGCAAGCGGCAGAGAAUUGGCUCAAGCAUCAGAGAGGGCGCCACUGGGAAAGAUCGACCGGAGACCUUCGAUCUGUUAGAGAAUCCGGUGGGAGUUAUGCAUGAAGUAUGCAAACGCGCCGAGCCGUCGCUCGCCCUCAACCUCGUACAGAGCGUGGAGGGGAUGUCGGCGGACUCCCUCGCCGGAGACCCUUUCCGUUUGCGUACGGUGGCAGAAUCACUGAUCCAGCCAAGCGCCGCCUCCGACGCCAUCUGGAUGAGCAGCUGCGCUACCGCGCAAGGCCUCCCGCCCAUCCCGGUUGAUGUCUCCCGUCAAGAGUUUGUGAGGCUGGUGUACAGCAAGACUUGCCGGUUCUGCAACGCGAGGAAUAUCCAAAAGAUCCAUUGGGCGGCGCGCGUGCGCGUGUGCAAGGCAUGUCUGGAUAAUAGAAACCACUUCGUCAAUGAGGCGAAGGCGCUAGACGAUCUGGAGGGCAUCCAGGGCGCAUGGAUGGGGUCCCUCCUUCGACUGUUACCCCCGAUUGUUACUGGAAAGAGCCAGAAGGCGCGCAUGACACCCAAGUAUAUGACGCUGUCUAUCGACGAGCUCAUCGACGACUACGAGCACGACGAGGUCAAGAGUAUGGGUCGGGAGGGCCAGAAGGCGUGGUACGCCCGCAAGCUGCAGGCCAUGGAGGCUAUACAUGAGCACGCCAAGGUCUGCGAGCGGUGGUACGAGGAGAAAGAUGAGGACAAGGCGGUUCAAGCAGAUGCGAUCCGGAGGCAGCGGAGGACAGACAUCGCGCAUCGCCUGACGACCGAUUUGGGCUGGGGACAGGAACUCCAGCAGCCCGGUGUCCUCGACGAGCUCUAUAAAUAUCCGUGGGUGAACAUGGCGAAGCCGCUUACAGAUAAUGCGUGGAAGAACAUGAAAGGAAGGGUCGUCAAGUUUCUACAAGAGUUGCGCGCAAAACGGCUCGGGCUCACUGGCGCUGCGCGGGAGAUCGAUGAUUUGAAGACGACCAAGCUGUGGCGCUAUGCUGCGAAUCAGCGUUAUGGUAUUACUGAAUGAGAUACGUACGAGAACGUCAUUAUUGUCCUACCCUUUCGAGCGCUGGCUUAUUGCUCAGCGGCGCAGCACACAUGCAGUAGACUCGGUACUAGGGUUGCGUAUAGACAUAGUACUACCACAAACUUAGGCUAGGAUUUUAGUAUUGCAUAUCGUCGAGGCGGUGACGAACAUCUGGUGGCCGCCAACUAUACGAUGCAGCGAAGUUCCUAGACGAGAUCAUUAAGAAUUACUCUUGCCCUCCUUCUCCUUCUGCAAUCGCUUGUCCCGCAUGCGGCGUACAUAGGAUACGAUCCUGCUCUUGAUGUUCAACCAGGCUAAAGGACCAGUUAGCAUGACGCUCCAACGAUCGCCACCCUAGUACAGGCACUGCCUCGCGAGGCUGCUGAAUAGGAGAGCUCGGUCCCGCCUCGAUGAUACAGCUCUCGCGAG